AAAGAAAUAACCUUUUCUUCUCCCUCAACGCACAAGUAAACUCAAUUUGUUUUUGUCUUCCUGCCUGGUGGAUCAUGUGUAUGUAUGUGUGUGUGUGUAUAUAUAUAUAUAUCCAUUUAUGAUAGUCUAAAGUGGCCUACGAUAAUAAAGCUGACGGUCAAAUUUUGUACAAAUACUAUUUCUUUCUUUAAGAAACACUACAAUCCAAAGCUACAAUUUUGAAGUUGUUGCUGUUGUUUUAAGUCUUUGAGCUAGCAGAGCAGAGGUGAAAAAAAAAGAAAAAGAAAAGGAAUGGUUACGGAGGGAAGUGAGAAGCCAAUUGAGGUAAGAGCUAUGGAAGCUUUGGGAAAAGGCUUUGAUAUUAGCGGAGAUUUCAGGUUGAAAUAUGCUAAAGGAGCAAGGUUGGUGGUGCUUGAUGAAACCGAUAAAAGAGACAUUGUAUUGCCAGGUGUUUUUACUAUCAAAGAUGUUUCUCAAGAUAUUCGUCUUGAUAAAGGCGAUCGUAUUCGAUUCAAAUCUGAUGUUCUUGAAUUCAAUCAGAUGUCUGAGUUUCUUAAUCAGAAAUCUUCUAUACAAGGAAAAGUUCCUUCAGGCUAUCUUAACACAAUUUUUGAUUUGACUGGAGACUGGCUUCAUGAUGCUGCAGACACCAAAAAUCUUGCUUUUGAUGGUUACUUUAUUUCGUUAUAUCAUUUACACCUUACAGCAUCUCCACUUGUUUUACAUGAUAGUGUUAAGAAAUCUGUUCCAUCUCACUGGGAUCCAGAAGCAUUGUCUAGGUUCAUACAGACAUAUGGGACGCACAUAAUAGUCGGCAUGGCUGUUGGUGGUCAAGAUUUGCUAUGUGUCAGACAGAACUAUUCCUCUGCAAUUCCUUCUUCUGAGCUCAGGGGGUAUUUGGAGGAUCUUGGAGAUGUUAUGUUUUCAGAUGGGAAAAGCCCUUCAUUACUGCAGAGAAAAACAAGAGAUGGCAAACAAAAAGUACCCGAGGUCUUUAACCACAUAUUCAAGUCCAACUCCUUGCAGCUGGCCAGCAUUGCGGAAACAUCAAGCAAAGAUGGACUCACUAUCAUUUCUUCAAAAAGGGGAGGAAAUGUGCUCUUGCAUAAUCACUCCAACUGGCUCCAGACUGUACCUACUAAACCAGAAGGAAUUUUGUUCAAGUUUGUACCAAUCACUUCUCUUCUGACUGGGAUUCCAGGAAGUGGGUAUCUUAGCCAUGCGAUCAACUUGUAUCUUCGUUACAAGCCUGCUCCAGAGGACUUACAUUAUUUCUUGGAGUUUCAAGUUCCACGACAAUGGGCUCCUAUGUUCUGUGAACUGCCUCUUAAGCAUCAGAGGAAAAAAUCUUCUUGCCCUUCCCUGCAAUUCGCUUUCCUGGGUCCUAAGAUACAAGUCAGCUGUGCACAGGUUUCAAGUGAUCUAAAACCAGUAGUUGGUCUUCGUUUGUACUUGGAAGGAAAAAAAUGCAACCGAUUGGCAUUACAUGUGCAACAUCUCUCAAGUCUUCCAAAUAUGAUGACAACAUCCGGCAGGCCAUGCCAAUGGCGAGGUUCAGACGACUAUAGGCCCAGCGAUCAAUAUUUAGAGCCAGUCAGGUGGAAGAGAUACUCAAAUGUUUGCACAUCUGUAGUUAAGCAUGAUCCUAACUGGUUGCAAGAAGUCUCAAGUGGUGUUUUUAUCGUAACCGGUGCACAGCUUCUUUGCACAGGGAAAUGGGCAAAGACGGUUUUGCAUCUCCGUCUGCUGUAUACUCAUAUACCCAACUGCACUAUCCGGAAGACCGAGUGGGCAGUUGCACCUGAAACUACUCGUAAGGCCAAUUUCCUUACAAAUCUUAGUACAACUUUUACUGUCACUCAACGGACAGUCAACGGACAACAAAAGCAAGCUCCAACUGCACUUAAUUCAGGUGUAUAUCCUGAUGGUCCACCUGCACCAAUUCGCUCUAAAAAACUACUAAAAUAUAUGGACAUGUCUGAGGUUGUGCGUGGUCCACAUGAUGCUCCGGGACAUUGGUUGGUAACUGCAGCCAAGCUAGUCAAUGAGGGUGGUAAGAUUAGCUUGCAAGUAAAGUUUGCAUUGUUGGACUAUCCAUGACCAUCGGCCUCUAUUGUACAUAUAGAGUGUGAUUGGUAUAUAUAUAUACACACACAUAUAGUUUGAAUUGAUUUUUGGUUUGAAUCUCUUUGUACAAGUAAGAGAGUGGUGUAGUGAUAUCCAAAUUUGAGCCAUUCUGACCACCUAAGUUGCAGCCCAAAGUCGAGAAAUGAAUAUUGUCAUUGAUUUGUUUGCUUAUAAUUUUAUUAAUUCUUUAUUUUUGGACUAAGAGAAAGAGAAAAGAAACAUUCAGUUCAUUCAUAGAGUUCCAUAUUUGUUAUUUUUAAUAAUAAAUAAAAAAGCUUAUAUUUGAA
Gossypium raimondii (Peruvian cotton) is the source of this 2414-nucleotide messenger RNA. RefSeq names its product MACPF domain-containing protein At1g14780. The record is from RefSeq and is a predicted model, not a curated record. Gene Ontology annotation, biological process: plant-type hypersensitive response; regulation of salicylic acid mediated signaling pathway. Gene Ontology annotation, cellular component: plasma membrane. Lineage: Eukaryota; Viridiplantae; Streptophyta; Magnoliopsida; Malvales; Malvaceae. The transcript is spliced from 7 exons. Bases 292 to 2100 code for a protein of 602 amino acids.